This is a messenger RNA of Strongylus vulgaris, 402 nucleotides long. The record is from the annotation of a GenBank genome assembly. Lineage: Eukaryota; Metazoa; Nematoda; Chromadorea; Rhabditida; Strongylidae.
UUGUUAGAUUUUUUUUCAAAAGAAGUUUUCUUUCAGAAAGCAGCAAGGAAUGCUAAACACCUAUACGUUUGCGAUAUCUGUGGAAAGCCAUUUCUUUCGAGAAGCGGACUCAAUCAUCAUAAUGAAUCAGCUCACGAUCUGGCACGACUUCCAGCUGUGCGGAUCGCCUGUCCUGUUUCAGGCUGUACCUGCCGCUUCUAUACUUAUUUGGAAUUAGCUGUCCAUGCUGACGUCGAGCAUCGUAACGAGGCACUCGAUCGUAACUCCUUUCGUGUAUAUAAGCAGCGAUUCCGUGAUGUUAUUUCGCUUCAGGCAUUCGAUCGUAACUCCUUUCGUGUAUAUAAGCAGCGAUUCCGUGAUGUUCUUUCGCUUCAGGUGCGACCAGCACUUCUUUUGAAUUGA